Neoarius graeffei (lesser salmon catfish) is the source of this 8501-nucleotide messenger RNA. Its product is annotated as DNA-binding protein RFX7. Bases 1715 to 5752 code for a protein of 1345 amino acids. Lineage: Eukaryota; Metazoa; Chordata; Actinopteri; Siluriformes; Ariidae. The record is from RefSeq and is a predicted model, not a curated record. Gene Ontology annotation, biological process: regulation of transcription by RNA polymerase II. Gene Ontology annotation, molecular function: DNA-binding transcription factor activity, RNA polymerase II-specific; RNA polymerase II cis-regulatory region sequence-specific DNA binding. The transcript has 4 exons.
UAUGUAAUUAAUCAGUUGAUAAGGUUUGUUUUGUUUUACAAUGCUAUCUCUUGUCCGAAGUUAUGAAUAGAUUAUUAGUAUUUGUGAUAUGGUUAUCAUGCUACUGUUAACCGUCUAACACACCUGGGGAUAUACCUUGGCAACCGCUGAAUCAAACUGGUAGUUUAUCUGUUGUUGCAACAAUAUUCAAGAAGUCACACCAAUCGCCUCACACGGGGCACCACUGUAAUUUGUAGGUGCAAUUGGUAAUUGAGUGAUCAAUCUCAUUAAAUCAGUCUCAUUAAUUAAUACCAUUAAUUUUGGUGCUUAAUAAUAAAUUACCAAACAGCCAAAUUAUGGUAUAUUCCAAAUUAUUAUGAUCACUUAACGUAUUAUAUAACUCAUAUGCACCUUGGAGUUCUUUGAGGUUGGGUACUUCAAAAAUAUCGGAACACAAAUAAACACACAGUUUCAAUAAUUAAUUGAAUUUAUUAUAGCAAAGAUAAAAUGAAUAAUGGCAGUUGAAAUAUAUAUACAAAUAUGAUAUACUUGAUGAGCGUGUGCGCGCGCGUGUGUGAGAGGCCUUAUGACCACGUGUUUCUAAGUACAGCAAGAGAGUUAGCUUUGGUUGCUAAUUGAGAUAUGUGUGUGUGUGUGUGUGUGUGUGUGUGUGUGUCCACGUGGUGUAGGCCUUGUGGCCUAAGCAAAAGGUUAGCCUAGCUUGCUAACGAGACAAAGAAUGCUAGCUAAGGUGUGUUUGUGAGUGAGAGGCCUGGUGACCACGUGUUUCUAAGUAAAACAAGAGAGCUAGCUUUGGUUGCUAAUUAGACAAAAGAAUUAGCCGUAUGUGGCUAGCUAAGGCCCAAGGAUCCUACCUCGUGGAGUUAAGACAAAAAGUGUGUAUGUGAGUGUGGAGGAGGGCCGCCACGUGUUCCCUUGAGACAAUACAAUUGGCCCUGAAUGCUAAUGGGACAAAAGAAUUAGCCGUAGGCUAAUUUCACUAGCUUAUAACAGUACUAAAUCCACUGAAAUCGUGAUGCGGUCAAAAUACGUGUAACAAUGAAAUUAAAGUGUUAGACAGGAAUAAGAGAGAGAGAGAGAGCAUGCAAAGCCUAUCUAUUAAACAAUUAAGAGAUCAAAAUAGAACAAUGAUGGAAACACAAAAUCAGUGUGCACACUUAAACAGUUCCUGAGUUUAAAUUCACACUUCUUCAUAAAACUAAUUCCUAAGACUAGUUUUUAUGCCCAAAUGCCAGUCUUACUUCAGUAUCUCGUCUCUACGCGAGAUUAUGAGAAGAUGUUCCGAGACUUUUGGAGUUUCACCGUUGUGGAGCACGUGAGUCGAUUCCGUGGAAAGCAGAGGAUUUCUUGGUCCGACGCGUGAUCACUCGUGAUGAAAAGAAAGUCUCUGAUCAGACAAUGUGUACACGCUUUUAAUUAGAAGGAUCCGGUCGCUUCUAACAUCAAUUAACUGCUUGGGCUGCAGUCCGUAUGUACGUAUAAUGAAUAAAUUAAACCGGUUGUAUUCAAUCUGAGUCAAAUCGCGCGAUUCCAGAGUCUACCGUGGCCAAAGGUGAAAGAAAAGCGCGAAACUCUGAUUCUUGAAGAAAAGACGUCUUUAUCUGGUUUGCUUGGCGGAGCAAAUCCUCUUUUUGCCUGCAGACCGCUGGUCCAGACGAAAAGAAGUAUGGCGGAUUUCCGGGUCCCUUAUGGAGUCGUGGAGGAAGUGACGUAGAUGAUCCCGCCCACACGUGACUGUGAGCUGUUGGAGCCAACUGGUCAGUCUCCCAGUGCUGAGGAUGAGAUGCGUUCUGCAGCCUGCGGCCUAGUGUGUGAAUGGGCACAGAAGGUUCUGAGCCGCCAGUUUGACAGCGUGGAGGAUUUAGCACGGUUUUUACUCAACAGCCACUAUAUUGGCACUAAAUCCAUGGCUGCCCUAACUGUUAUGACUGGAACCCCAACAGGUGUUAAAACGCCCACUCCAGCCUCUGCGUUUGUCCCAACUGGUGACACCAACUCCUUCCAGCCCCAAAUGAAAACUCUCCCUUCACCCUCUGUUGACACCAAGCAGCAGCUCCAGCGAAAGAUUCAGAAGAAACAACAAGAACAGAAACUAACUUCUCCAUUACCAAGUGAUGCCCAAGCCAGAAGAGCUGAAGCAGGCACACCAGGCCCUGGGUCUAGUAUCACCUCGGGAAGUCCAGCUUUGUUGUCCUCACAGCCUGCAAUAGGUAUUGUGGUGGCUGCAGUGCCAAGCCCCAUCACGGUUCAGAGGAACAGACAGCUGAUGACUUCUCCAAGUCCAGUUGCAACAACAGAAGGAAAGGUUUUACCAGUGAAUUUCCAAGUAGUAACCCAGCCUGUUAAGCAGUCCCCUAAAACUCCGCAGAAUAUUCCUGCCAGUCCUGUUGGUGACAGGUUAGCUAGGCACAGAUAUGCCCAGAUUCUCCCCAAACCCUCUGCCACAAGCGGUAUAACUCUUCGUUCCCCCCCAACACUCCUUAUUACUAACAGCCCUAUAAAAACAGUGAUGCCCACUCCACAUGUCAGCUCAGUUAACGUCGUUAAGAUGACUGCUAUAUCGUUGACGCCUAACAAUAGUGGUGGUAGUAACACUCCAACACCAUUACGACCUGCUUCAGCUGGUAUCACUGUUUCCCAGGAAGAGUCUAACCAAAUUCAGCAAGCUCAGAACGGCAGCUCAGCUACUCUGCAUUCAUCUGGAGCUGGAAGAGUUGGCCAUCCUGCCACAACCCCUAUUCCAUCCAUUUCCUCCAUGAGUGAAGUCAAGGUAAAAUCUGAAGCUGUGAAUGAUAGUAACUCGUCUGCUGGUGCAGAAAAGCAGAGCACUGCACCAGGGAACAAUAUUGGGCAAAAGAAUGAGAGGGCCACUAAAUAUAGGGCUUCCAGUGAACCUUCUCUUCUUGUUAAGGCAUCCCCAGUGCCUGAAAGAGUUACUAGAGCCAAAAGUGACUCUGCAACACCUCCAAGUACAAUCAUAGGGGCAGCUGCCCCAAUUAGCAAUAACAGCAGUGAUCAUCAGGAGAGUACUUUGUAUCUGACUGUUAUGAAUCAGAAUGCUGACACUGGAUCCAAUGAGACAGCUUCCCCAACUGACCAGUCACCAAAAGAUGCUGGUCUUGGAUUGAAAAGUCCUCGAAAGCGCUCUGCUUCUGUUUUGGAGUCGCAUGCAAUCCCAGUUAAGAGGGUGUUCAUAUCCCAGCAGUCUUUGGAUGCCAGCAACAAUCCUAAACCUAGUCUAGUAAUAGCCACAAAGAAGAUACAGAGGCCAGGAACUCCUGCACGACCAGAGAGUGCUCCAUGUAAAGUCACUAUUAAACAGAACUCUCUUCCAACACAAAUCUUGGCACUUUCUGAUACACCCAUUGGAAACACUUCUCAGACUAUUGUAAGUUCUCAGAGCUCUUCACAGGUUGAGCAUGGGGACAGCUCUGCUGGAAUAAGCUCUACUGAUAUAGGCUCUUGUAAUAGCACAUCAUCUGAUCAAACUUUAUUGCAACAAAUUGUGAGCCAGCAACAAGUUACCAUUGCCAUUUCUCAGGAGGCAUCUGCUGUGAGUGAGCUGAAGAGCUCAUUACAAAACUACUCUCAACAAAUACAGGCAGAACAAAAGCAGGUAACUACUAGCCACUUGCCAUUGAUGGCCCAACCCCCUGAAGCAUCUGCUCAGUUGACACUCCAGCAAGACAUUGUUGACUUUGGAGCUCAAGCCAGCAUUGACUAUUUCCCUUUCAAUGAAGAUGACAUGACACAAGAUAGCAUAGUGGAAGAGCUGGUGCAGAUGGAGGAGCAAAUGAAGCUGAAUAGCAGUCUACAGCCUUACCUUAGUUCUCUUGAUAUACCCUUACAAGGCCAGUCAGCUCAAAGCACCAUCCUGUCCUCUCACCAGACUGGCACACAGUUCUACCACUCUGCACAUAGUAGCACCACUCCAGUGCACACUCCUACCCCCACACCAACUCCAACACCGACUCCAACUCCAACCCCUACCUCUGAAAUGUUGCCAGGGGGUCACAGCUUGACCAGGGAAAGUCCUUGCUGUAGAGUGGCACCUAUUACCCCAGUUGAUGGGAUUUUAGGUAGUCGACAUACACCUAUUAACACUCCAUUGUCCAACUGCAGCAGUAGUGUCCCACCAAGUCCUGUUGAGUGUCGUAAUCCAUUUGCAUUUACUCCCAUUAACUCCAACAUACCAGGUUAUCAUGAUGGCAGUGUAGUGUCCAGUAGCCCAGUCAAGCCCAUGCAGAGACCAAUGGCCACUCACCCAGACAAGGCCAAGCUGGAUUGGAUCAACAAUAGAUAUAACAGCACUUCAGGCUCCCCGUCAGUGUCCAACAAUAAUGCCAUCGGAAUCCUUCCAAGCUAUCAGGACUUGGUGGAAGACCACUUUCGUAAACCACAUGCAUUUGCUAAACCAGGGCAGUCUUUUCAGUCUCAGUCCAGGCACCAGGAUGGGCAGUUGGGUCGAUUAACAACUGUGUCACCAGUACAACAAGGACAACAGGCAGUGGAGAACAAGCAGGAAAGUUUUGCUGUGCCAGCACCAUUAGACAAUAAAGUUACAGGUGGUACAUCUGGGAAUGGAGGUGGAACUUUUAGGUGUCGCAGUGUGAGUCCUGCUGUUCGUCAGCGCAAUCUAAGUGGCACGUCUGUGCAAGCCAACCCUACCCCAAGGUCUGCUGUUUCACCAUUCAAUUCUCCCAUAACCUCAGAGGUUCUUAGCAUUCUUUCCAACAGUCAUUCAGUGGUCACUGCAAACAGCAUGGCCCAAAGGAGCCAGUCAGUACCACUAAGCAUCAUGAUGCAGUCUGAGAUGUUGCCAAUUGGCCAACAGGGACAGCAGAGUAAUAGUGCCAAGAUCACCACUGUGCUCCUGAGUAAAAUGGAUGCAGAUGGAGAUGAUACAGUGCGUGGGCUGGGUGUCAAUAACAUGCCCUCCAAGUACACAGCCCGGAUGAACCUGACACAGAUUUUGGAGACAACGCAGGCCUUCCCAGAAGGCACGAACCAUCAUGGUCAACAGCUGUCUGUCUGCUCAAGCCCUUCACAGUUUGACUUCCAGAAGCCUGGUUUCCUUAUAAGCACUGGAGAUGAACCAAUUACUUUUUCUAAUGAUGACCAAGCACAAUCAGGCUCUGGGCUCCAGCAAGAGCAGCAGCUUCAACUACAGGAACAACAGUUGGAACUACAGGAUCAACAACUGUUGCAAGAUCAACAGUUGCAACUUCAGGAACAACCAUUGCAACUCCAGGACCAACAGUUGGAAUUACAAGACCAACAUUUACAACUGCAGCACCAACAACUGCAGCUACAAGACCAACAGCAGCUACAACAUGAUCCAAACCUCAGCCAGCAGCAGUUGCUGUCUCAAACCUCACAACAGGAUGAGGAACAGCAGCAGGAGCAACUGGACUUUAACAACACUGUCAAGGAUCUCUUAGGGGAGGAUGGACUCAAUCCCAGCUCACAAUUGGUUGGGCAGGUGGCAUCAGAACUCAGCACAGUAGCAUCUGACUUUUCUAGUGAAAUUCGUUUGGCCUCUGACCUUUCUGGUAGCAUCAAUGACCUGAACACUUUAGAUCCAAACCUUUUGUUUGAUCCAAGUCAGCAACAGGACCAAUAUGAAGACGCCACACUGGAGGAGCUGAAGAACGACCCGUUGUUUCAGCAGAUAUGCAGUGACACUGUGAAUUCUGCUGGAUUUGACUGGUUGGAGAACAAAGACCAACCAACAGUGGAAAUGUUGGGUUAGUAUUGUUUCCUUUUGUGUUUGUUGUGGUUGUUGCUGUUUGUCACUAUUUAUGGUUUCUGUUGAUUGUUCUGUUUUGUUUUUUUGUGACUGUCCUUUCUGUUUUUAAUGUGAUUUGUCCACUACAUCAACACACUGGAUACAUCGGUUAGUCCAGUGGGAAGUGCCAGUCUGAUCUGUUCAUUUAUUGGAUUUAUAGAUUUUUUUUUUUUAAACCCAAUUCAUUCCAGUCUUCUCAUCCUGAUAUUUCUCUAUAUAGUUUACUAUUUCUUUCUUUUGGCUAUGAAUUGGUUGGCCCCAAUAUGCAUACAUUUUUUUAAUUACUAUGGUAAUACAAGUUUAUAUUUCCAAGUUACAUACAUUUUAAUACAAUUUUGUUUUUACUUUCACAUUGAUGUUUUAAAUAUUUUGUUCCCAUGAAUCAUAAGUGAUGUGAAACUAAAUGCAAUAUUUUGCAUGAUGAAUCACUGAGUUUUUAAGUGUCUUGCAUAUGUAUUGUGUUCAGCUUUGCAAGCAUGUUGGUAAGUUACAUUGUUAGGGUUUACUUAAUUUACAUCAUCAUGACUGAAGUUUGCCGUCACUUUUGCAUAUCUUAACUCAGUCAGAUUAAAAGAUUUAGGUGCUAACAGGUGCUCAAUAAAAGUAACUGGCACUAUCACAUCAUUUUCCGUAAUUAUGUUCUAUUUAAUAAAUAGAAAAUUAGAAAACUUAAUAAUAGGCCAUAAUAAUUGUACUGUUAAAUAGAAGGAUGAUGAUGAGGAUUACAUAUUUGCUGUAUCUACACAGUUUUAAAAAAGUGAAUAUUACAUGAGGGAGAUUAAUCUGCCUUAUUUCCGAAGUCCUAGGCCUUAGGCGUAGGCUUUAAGGUGCGGAAAGAUUUUUAAAGGCCUUGCUGCAUUUCCAAAAAAAAAAAGCUUGGCUUUUUGUUAUUGUGAAUUAUUGAUGUGGUUUCAAACGCAUCGCUUAAAGUUAGUAUAUUUUAACAUUCCAUGUAGUUUUUCUUCACAUUUUGUUACAGUUGAUGGCUAACAAAAUGAUGGUGUCAUUUUGAAAGAAUAUGGUGAUGGCCAGGUGCUAUCUAGGGCUAUGUCUUGUGAUCACAUAUCCAACCUAAUAGGUAUUCAUUGAAUUUCAAUCUAAAAUCCAUACCAAAGAACAGCUUUAUAAUAACUAUAAGCAUUUGAGAUUAGUUAUAUUCAUCUCCAAAUUAGCAUCAUUUUGGAAGAAAACUGGUUGGACUUGUUGGUUAAUAAAACAGGGUUUUGUGGUACUUGAUUUUCAGAUGGGAUCAUAUUUGUGUAUAGUAUGUAUAUGGAAAAUGUAUCUGAUGUACAGGUAAUAAUGGAUGGUAAGCAUGUUGUCAAGUCAUUAACGGAUUCAUGAAAGCUUAAUUUGGCUAUUUGUAGUCACUAUAUUAAUGCCCCAUAUGUAAAAAUGACAUUUUAUCAAUACACUGUCUUACAGUGAAAAUUUUUAGAUAGGUCCGAGUACCCUUGAGAAAACAACAAAAGAAGAAAUAUUACAUUGCUCAUAUUGAAUCUAUAGCCAGCACGAUAUGCUGUGUGUUAUGUUUUUGGCUUUCUGUGUAGUGCAAGUAAUGCUGUCUGUCUGGUCUUUAGCUUGAUGUGCCAUUUUCCUUAGAGAGUCUAUUGGUCUCUGCUUUGCAGAUGUGAUGUGUACAUUGAGAGAGGAAAAUACGCAUGGUUUAUAUAAAUAUAUAAAAAAGAUGAAUAAUCAUAUAUUAAAUGUUCAUUUUAUUGUGACAGUCAAAUGUAUUGCGCAGAUAACCCUGGAGUGGCAGGCACUGGAAAAUCAAUGGUUUAUGAUUCAGCAAACUUGGGAAGUUCACUUUAUUGCACUAAAGAUUUUCCUUUUUUGUAACCAUGCCUUUGUGAGACAUUUUAAAGGACAAAAUGGAAGAAUUGAAGUGAGCAAAAAGCAGAUUUUUUUUUUCAAAGGUAAAUUGCAAAAGGGGAAUUACAAAUGACAUGGAAAAUUACAAUGAAUUAUUGCCUUGUGUAGCAAUGUGCACUAAUCUCAAUGAGAUACACAUUUUUACUCAUUCUCAUCCAUGAGAAUAAGAAAGAAAAGCAAACAAAAUUUAACCUUAUUAAAAGUGAAUAAAAGAGAACAUACUUCACUAUGUUAUUCAAUGAUUGUAUGUGCGCAUGUAUGUUGAACUAUCUAUUGUAGUACAUGUUGUGACCACUCCCUCCACAAAAAAGGGACUGGUUGUGUUGACCAGAGGGGGGAAAAAAGAAAAAAAUGUAGUGUUCUUUUGAAUAAAACCUAUGUGUUUGCUAAGUUAAUAUUGUUCUGUAUGUUUUAGUUCACAAAUGUGUUCUUUUUUCAUACAUUUCUAUUUUUUUUAAACAAAAAUGCCUUUGUGAAGAAAAGUGUAAAUAUUUUUUCUAUGUUUUGACAUUUAUCAAGGCACUGAUUAUUUACUUUUUUAAUUUCACGAAGGAAAAAAUCUCAACCUUACUUUUUUUGAUACACAGAAGUUUCAUUCAACAUUAAGUCUAAUGCUGUAUUUCUGACUGGUCUGAUGGGGGGGAAAGUGUUUUCUUUGUCUAUUUGAAACAGUAGAACCUUUCUCUGUGCUGUUGUCUGGUGUACUGCUCAAUGUACAGUAGCUUAUUAAUAUUGCCGAAGCAUUUUAGCAAUGUUUCUCUUUUUUUCAAUGGAAAGUACUCACAGGUGAGAUUUUCUAAGUGGUUUUAAAAGCCAAUAAAGAUUUUUAAAUAAUCAG